CCAAAAACACAUGCAUGCAUGCAUUCGCUUGUACAAAAUUAUCUAAAUAUUUGGUUUUACAGAACUAAAAUUCAUAUAAUAAAGAAUAUACUGCUUCUAAAAAUAAAUUAUAGGUAUCGUAAAAGGAUUUAGAGUUCACUUAAAUAAAGUUGCAUCUCGUCGAUUUCAGUUUUAACAUAUUUAAUCAAGGAAUUAUCACUUUUUUUAUGAGAAUCUACCUCAAAUACCAUACAGCUCCACUUUAAAAUAAAGUUUUACUGAAAUUUGAAUGGUCUUGAUCCCAAAAACCGAAAUUGUAAAUACAAUUUAAACCAUGGCCAGAAACGCAGAGAAAGCAAUGACAACACUAGCACGUUGGCGUGCGGCACAAGUUCAGGAAGCGGGAGGCCAGCGAGAACGACGUCCGUACCUUGCAUCAGAAUGUAAUGAUUUGCCACAAGCUGAGAAGUGGAGGUUACAGAUUGUCAGAGAAAUUGCGAAAAAAGUGGCACAAAUACAGAAUGCCGGUCUCGGAGAGUUCCGGAUUCGCGAUCUUAACGACGAAAUUAAUAAACUUAUGAGGGAGAAGCGACAUUGGGAGGUGCAGAUUAAAUCUUUGGGCGGUCCCGAUCAUGCUCGAGUCGGUCCUAAAAUGUUGGACCAGGACGGGAAAGAAGUGCCGGGCAACCGGGGAUACAAAUACUUUGGAGCUGCAAAGGAUUUACCCGGCGUGCGAGAGCUAUUCGAACAAGAGCCGCCCCCGCCCCCUCGCCGGACGAGAGCGGACCUCAUGAGAGACGUCGACGCAGAUUACUACGGCUACAGGGACGACGACGACGGCAUUUUACUACCAUUAGAACAAGAGGCUGAAAAAGCAGCGAUAGCACGUGCAGUCGACGAAUGGAAAAGAAACAAGGAACUCAACAAAGAUCAAGACCUUCCCGAAGAGGAAAAUAUUUAUCCUGAAGAUCCGGACGACAAGAGGAUGGAAGACGAUGAAGAAGAACCUGAGAAAGCAACGGUCACCUCCCACGUGGCCGUGCCGUCGCAGAGGGACGUCGAAGAAGCAUUGCUCAGGAGGAAGAAGCAGGAACUAAUGGAGAAAUAUGGAUGCCUAGACGCCAAAAUAGAGAAGAGCUGACGGCCACCUAACGUUGUACUGGUUAUUUAGUAUAAGGAAACAAUAAAGAAAUAAGCAAUUGAAA
Molecule: messenger RNA, 1184 nt
Organism: Bombyx mandarina (wild silkworm)
Lineage: Eukaryota; Metazoa; Arthropoda; Insecta; Lepidoptera; Bombycidae
Product: pre-mRNA-splicing factor ISY1 homolog
Biological process (GO): generation of catalytic spliceosome for second transesterification step
Source: RefSeq, a predicted model, not a curated record